GAGGAGAAAGACUAGUCAGUUGACAGAGACAGACAGGCAGAUAGAAAGCACAGAGCAAGAUAACCUCAGAUGUGUUUUUAGUGUUGGAUUCAAAGACUAUUAUCAUCAUCAAACCACUCUGGAACAAAAAAACGGUCAAGAGGAAAUCAACAUCUAACCAAGAAAAUAUCUACAGUAGUCUCUACAACAGAAGACUGGAAAGAGAGCUGCUAUACUUGUAAAGACAGUACAGAGACUGUUUCAUCAUUAUUAUUCACCAGCCCAGUAACUGACCAUCAUGACACAUCAGGUCAGCCGCUCUCCAUUCCUCAAGCCCUUCUACACCAGGACCCCGGUUGGUGGGGUCAUUCCGCGAACCCAGAGACGCCACACGCUCCCCGCCAGCGAGUUCAGGAACCUGACCCCACAGGACGCCAUCAGCGUGUUCGAGAUCGAGAGAGAAGCAUUCGUCUCUGUGUCUGGUGAGUGUCCACUCACUCUUGACGAGGUGCUGAACUUCCUAAGUCAGUGUCCGGAGCUCUCCUUGGGCUGGUUUGAAGAGGGCCAGCUGGUGGCGUUCAUCAUCGGCUCAGGCUGGGGCAAAGAGAGACUGGAGCAGGAGGCCAUGACCCAGCAUAUCCCAGAAACCUCGGCAGUGCACAUCCAUGUACUGUCUGUACACCGCCACGCUCGCCAGCAGGGUAAAGGUUCCAUCCUGCUGUGGCGCUACCUGCAGUACCUGCGAUGUGUGCCAGGCCUCCGGAGGGCCCUGCUGGUCUGUGAGGAGUUCCUGGUGCCCUUCUACCAUAAGGCAGGUUUCAAGGAAAAGGGGCCUUCUGCCAUCACCGUGCCCAACCUCACCUUCCAGGAGAUGGAGUACCAUAUCGGCGGAGCGGCCUACGCACGGCGGAACAGCGGCUGCUAGUCACUGCCGGCCGUCACCACCCCGCUCAUAAUCACAUCAACCCAAGCACUGGAACUCAUCCACUAUGUAAACAUAGACUCUGGUCAUCACAGUUGACCGUCCAGACCACACUACAGCAGACAGACAGAUCCACGCAUCAACCUGGUCUCAGAGCAUUUCAUAAUAUUCUGUACGUAAAUUCGAGACACUCCAUUUAGUAUGAUAGGUUACAUUUGGUGUGGUUACAUUAGACAGAUGAUUACUUAAGGAGGGUGGGCAUGUAAAACGAACAUCUAGCAAAGAUUGCGAGUUCAAAUCUCAUAAACUUAACUCUAACCCCUAACCUAGCGAGCUAGCUAACAUUAGCCAACCUAGCUAGAAUUCGCAACAUAUUACACGUUUUGUAAAAUCCUAAUAUAUUAUAUGUUUUGCAAAUUCUGAACAUAUAAUAUGAAUUGUAAUUCGUAAUAUCAUACGAAAUGGGUGAUGGACAUCUACCAAUCAACACAUACCAUACCAAACGUAACAUAUCAUACUAAAUGGAUUAUCUCAGAUUUACAUACAGAAUCAUAUGAAAUGCUCUGAGACCAGGUUGCAACCACAGGUGCUCCAUGAGAGAAGGCACUGCCCCAUCAAUCUCAGCUGCAGCACCAGCAGGCUCCGAGACACCAUCUUUCAGUGCCUCACAGACAGCAUCCCGACUCCCUGCAACAUAGAGAGGGGACAAGCACCAUCGCAUGAAGGGGACAAGAAUGGGUUUUCUCAGAAAACAGCAACAGAAAGAAAAACACAUUUUUAGUGAUAGAAGACAGAAUCAGAAUAUGUUUGAGAUGCAAUGUCGAGUUUCUGCAUACUUUGUGUAUACGUCAUUGAAUUAUUGCAGUCACAACAUUCUUCAUUGUAAUUAUGCUUCAUUUUGAGAGUAUUUAAAUUAAAUGUUCCUUGCCACAAA
Molecule: messenger RNA, 1835 nt
Organism: Oncorhynchus mykiss (rainbow trout)
Lineage: Eukaryota; Metazoa; Chordata; Actinopteri; Salmoniformes; Salmonidae
Gene: aanat-2
Product: arylalkylamine N-acetyltransferase
Biological process (GO): response to light stimulus; circadian rhythm
Cellular component (GO): cytoplasm
Molecular function (GO): aralkylamine N-acetyltransferase activity
Source: RefSeq, marked provisional